Molecule: messenger RNA, 336 nt
Organism: Knipowitschia caucasica
Lineage: Eukaryota; Metazoa; Chordata; Actinopteri; Gobiiformes; Gobiidae
Source: the annotation of a GenBank genome assembly
AUGCCCAAAAUGAUGACUGCUGAUAUUUCAUUCCGACGGGACAAUUCUGGAGUCAUGCUGGAUACAUGGAAAUCACUAUUUAAACAAAGACGACGUAUACACGCAGAAAGCAGAGCCCCGACACAGUGCAUUCUGCAGAAGGCUCCAGAGCGCAGCGCCUCUCACACGGACCCGGGACCAGACCUGGCGUCCUUUUUCCAACAGAGAGGCCAAAUAUACGGAUUAAAUCACACCAGCAACAAGCAACAACAGCCGCUGACCUCCUCCGAGAGCAGGCACUUUUACGACCGCGGGACGCCAGGAUUCACAAGCCCACGACAUCAGCAGCUGAUCUAA